Entrophospora sp. SA101 is the source of this 309-nucleotide messenger RNA. NCBI's taxonomy places the organism in Eukaryota, Fungi, Glomeromycota, Glomeromycetes, Entrophosporales, Entrophosporaceae. The record is from the annotation of a GenBank genome assembly.
CCUGAGCGAAAGCCUAUUCACCCCGGAGAAACAUUAAGAACAGAAUACUUAGAACCUUUAAGCAUUUCAGUCCCAGAGUUAGCGCAACAGCUCCAAGUAGAAGAACAAAUUAUCCAAGAAUUACUAGCCGAAAAAGCAAACCUAACUAUAAUUAAACCAAAAGAAGCCUUAAAUGACGAAACUAAAAAGCAAUGUAUCGCUUGUCAAGAAUUACUUGACUUCUUAGAGCCAGAAGUAGGUAAAUAUCUCUGUGGCAAGGUUAAAUGUUUGCGAAGCUACAUUGCCGGCAAAGCCAAAGAAAAGCAUGAG